This is a messenger RNA of Helicoverpa armigera (cotton bollworm), 1308 nucleotides long. Its product is annotated as gustatory receptor 5a for trehalose. The record is from RefSeq and is a predicted model, not a curated record. Gene Ontology annotation, molecular function: taste receptor activity. Bases 1 to 1308 code for a protein of 435 amino acids. Lineage: Eukaryota; Metazoa; Arthropoda; Insecta; Lepidoptera; Noctuidae. Gene Ontology annotation, cellular component: membrane. The transcript is spliced from 11 exons. Gene Ontology annotation, biological process: sensory perception of chemical stimulus; detection of chemical stimulus involved in sensory perception of taste.
AUGCCAUCGAAACUAUUUCUCAAGACAUUCAACAUGGCGGCCCGACAUCGGUUAGAUAAGCGCGAGAUAUGCGGUCUCCAUAGUACCGUCAGAGGAACUUUGUUCUGCAGCCGAGUGAUGGGGCUACUCCCUGUCUCUGGUCUCACUUGUCCCACUAGCCAGAGGUUAAGGUUCACAUUCCGGUCACCAUACACGAUCCUGUACGUGGCGAGUCUUUUCGGUCAGCUGCUUAUGUUUGUCAUGACCCUCUGCUGGCUGAUGAUGAAUGGUAUCUCCUUAGCUAAUAUCACAAACGCAGUAUUCUACACAUCAAGCCUGAUUUCAUCACUAAUACUGCUGCACAUCGGUCGCUGCUGGCCCGCGCUGGUGGGCAGCGUGGAGACGCUGGAGCGCGAGCUGCCUCCCUUCCACAGGAACGUGGCCUCCAUCAGCAACGUCACCACUAUAUUCAUAUUGACUGCUGCUAUUGUGGAACACCUCCUUUCAGUGUUUUAUGGAUUAAAAGUAGCUUGUGCUUGUGAUUCGAACAAUGUGGCUGAAAACUACUUUCGAUUCAAUAUGCCUUGGAUCUUUGAUUAUACGCCUUUUACUAUAUGGAAGGGGGCUCUUAGUGAGUUGUUCAAUAUUCAGUCGACAUUUGUGUGGAGCCUGAACGACCUGCUCAUCAUGGUGAUCAGCAUCUACCUGACGGAGCAUCUGCUCAUACAUAACGAGCUACUCAAGAAAGCUGCAGAACAGGAGCACUUUUCCUGCCUAGAAUUCCGCACGCAAUACUUGAAGAUAGUCCGCUUGGUGAAGCUGAUUAAUGGUCAGUUCGGCAUCUAUAUACUGACUUCGUUUGGCAGCAACCUGUAUUGGAUAUGUACGCAACUUUUUUAUAGCUUGAGUCGGACGCAAACGGGACAUUUUAUUACCUGUACGUUCAAGGAUUCUCCGACUAAAGUGCCUCCUGCCAAUGAAUACGAGAACCCCCUUUGUCCGUGGAUGUUAGGGGAAAAAGGAGCUCUGAAUGGCGUAGAACACUCGAUAUAUUUCACAUAUUCGUUCUCGUUUCUGUUGCUGAGAACUCUGCUCGUAUUGUUGCUGGCUGCCAGGAUACAUUCCAAUUCUGUUGCCCCCCUUUAUGUGCUGUACGGAAUUCCCAGUUCCCGGUUUCAUAUUGAGGUGGAGCGAUUUAUUGCACAAAUAAACAACUUGAAAGUCGCCAUGAGUGGGUUGGACUUCUUUUAUGUGACAAGGACUAUGAUUUUAACUCUCCUGGGAACUAUCGUGACAUAUGAACUGGUGUUGCUACAGUUCAACAGAUAA